Messenger RNA from Acanthisitta chloris (rifleman), 1177 nucleotides. RefSeq names its product cathepsin B (gene CTSB). Gene Ontology annotation, cellular component: lysosome. Gene Ontology annotation, biological process: regulation of catalytic activity. The transcript is spliced from 9 exons. The coding region runs from base 10 to 1053 and encodes 347 amino acids. The record is from RefSeq and is a predicted model, not a curated record. NCBI's taxonomy places the organism in Eukaryota, Metazoa, Chordata, Aves, Passeriformes, Acanthisittidae. Gene Ontology annotation, molecular function: cysteine-type endopeptidase activity.
GCAGGUGGAAUGUCCCAUUCUGUAGCCAAGAUGUGGCCGUCCGUGUCCAUCCUGUGUGUCCUGGUGGCCUUUGCCAAUGCUCGCAGUGUUCCUUACUACCCUCCUCUCUCCAAUGACUUGGUCAACCACAUAAACAAGCUCAACACCACCUGGAAGGCAGGGCACAACUUCCACAAUGCUGACAUGAGCUAUGUGAAGAAGCUCUGUGGCACCUACCUGGGUGGGCCCAAGCUCCCUGAGAGGGUAGAUUUUGCUGCAGACAUGGAGCUGCCUGAUAACUUCGACUCGCGGACUCAGUGGCCCAACUGUCCCACCAUCAGCGAGAUAAGAGACCAAGGCUCCUGCGGCUCCUGCUGGGCUUUUGGCGCAGUAGAAGCGAUUUCAGACCGAAUCUGCGUUCACACGAAUGCCAAGGUCAGCGUGGAGGUCUCGGCUGAGGACUUGCUGUCAUGCUGUGGCUUUGAGUGUGGCAUGGGGUGCAAUGGUGGUUACCCCUCUGGUGCAUGGAGGUACUGGACAGAGAGAGGCCUCGUGUCUGGGGGUCUCUACGAUUCCCACGUGGGCUGCCGUCCCUACUCCAUCCCACCCUGUGAGCACCACGUCAACGGCUCCCGCCCACCGUGCACUGGGGAAGGGGGUGGAACCCCCCGAUGCAGCCGGCACUGUGAGCCUGGCUACUCCCCCUCCUACAAGGAGGACAAGCACUAUGGCAUCACAUCCUACGGUGUCCCUCGCAGUGAGAAGGAAAUCAUGGCUGAGAUCUACAAGAACGGCCCGGUGGAAGGAGCCUUUAUUGUCUAUGAGGAUUUCCUGAUGUACAAGUCUGGUGUCUACCAGCAUGUGUCUGGAGAGCAGGUUGGAGGUCAUGCCAUCCGGAUCCUGGGCUGGGGGGUGGAGAACGACACUCCAUACUGGCUGGUCGCUAACUCCUGGAACACUGACUGGGGGGACAAUGGCUUCUUCAAAAUCCUCCGAGGAGAGGACCAUUGUGGCAUCGAGUCUGAGGUUGUGGCUGGCAUUCCCAGGACUGAGCAGUACUGGAAGAGGAUGUAACUUUGAUCAAACCACAAAUAAUCCUGAGACCCUGAUGCUUUUAACUGAUAGUGGAUUGGGUGCAGAGACCCCCCUUCUAAGAGACUAUAGUUGAGGUUACUUUAUUAAAGCUUUUUAUCUUUUC